Pipistrellus nathusii (Nathusius's pipistrelle) is the source of this 762-nucleotide messenger RNA. NCBI's taxonomy places the organism in Eukaryota, Metazoa, Chordata, Mammalia, Chiroptera, Vespertilionidae. The record is from the annotation of a GenBank genome assembly.
AUGGCCCAUUAUAAGGCUGAGCAGGAUGACUGGCUGGUCGUCUACCUGAAGUAUUUACUCUUUGUCUUCAACUUCUUCUUCUGGGUGGGGGGCGCCACCGUCCUGGCCGUGGGUGUCUGGACGCUGGUGGAGAAGAGCGGCUACCUCAGCGUCCUGGCCUCCAGCACCUUCGCCGCCUCCGCCUACAUCCUCAUCUUCGCGGGCGCCCUCGUCAUGGUGACCGGCUUCCUGGGCUUCGGUGCCAUCAUCCGGGAGGACAGAGGCUGCCUCUCCACGUACUUCUGCCUGUUGCUGGUGAUCUUCCUCGUGGAGCUGGUGGCGGGGGUCCUGGCCCACGUGUACUACCAGAGGCUGAGCAACGAACUGAAGCAGCACGUGACCCGGACGCUGACAGAGAACUACGGGCAGCCUGGAGCCAUGGAGAUCACUGCCUCGGUCGACCGUCUGCAGCAGGAUUUCAAGUGCUGCGGAAGCAACAGCUCAGCCGACUGGCAGCACAGCGCCUACAUCCUGUCCCCGGAGGCCGGGGGCCGCCGGGUGCCCGACAGCUGCUGCAAGACGGUGGUGGUGCGCUGCGGCCACAGGGCCCACCCCUCCAACAUCUACAAGGUGGAGGGAGGCUGCAUCACCAAACUGGAGCAGUUCCUGGCCAACCACCUGCUGCUCAUGGGAGCGGUGGGCAUCGGGGUGGCCUGCCUGCAGACCUGCGGGAUGGUUCUCACCUGCUGCUUGCACCGGAGGCUCCAGCUGCAUGUUCACUAA